AUGGCCAGCGCUGGGCAUGACAUCGUCCGCCCGGCCCCAGCGCAGACCCAUCCUGCUCCACCCAGCCAGCCCUUCCACUACCGCUCCGGUCACGCCUCCUCGCUCCCCUCCAUGGACCCCUUCUCGCAGGACUCUGCAUACCACGGCGACACCGAGCCAGACAUGGACGGCCUGCCCGACGACGCUGACUCUGAUAUGGAUGACACACAGCCCGGCGGCGUGCCCAUCCCGUCUGGCGAACCCUAUCUGGGCUUCCAUCAUGGACUACAGACGACGCCUUCCGCUCCGCCUCUCUCUCAUCUACAGCCCCCAGCACCCCAGGCACCCGUGGAAGACACCUCGCCUCCAGCAAACGAGGAGGGUGAUUUCUCAUGGCCGGAGCCUUUCACAUUCCAAGGAGCGGCGUGGCCGCUCACAUCCCAAGCGGGCGCUGGCAGUGGCACAACACCCGCUUAUGUUCCCAUCAACAACCAGCCACCGUCUUUCAGUCUCGGGAACGCGCAGUUCGUCAUUCCGCCCUACUGGGAAGACUAUGAGGUCAAUACACCUUCCGUGGACGACUACAACUUCAAGUCAGAUAUCUGCAAGUUCAUGGAGACUUGGAGAGUCGCUGCUGGCAUCCCAGAAUAUGGAUUGAGCAAAAUCGGAUCUGAGGCUUCCAGGGUCAAGCACUGGGACCGCCCUCGGUCAAUACUGAGGGAAGAUCUGCAAGGAAACCGAUACGACAUCCAAGGCAUCAACUGGGACAGGCUCGAGACGGUUCGAGAGGCCGCCCGAGACGCCCGCACCAAGCUCUAUCAGGUUUCUGUGGGUCGAGUCGGCGUACUGCCGCCCAGAAUGGCAAGGAGACUGCCCAACACUGAGAGUUAUUUCCGUUUUCGGAGAAUGAACACAAACCACCAGGCUCUGAUAGCCCAUUUCCAGCUGCGCAACCUCAUUUCUGCCACCUCACGGGCUGAUAUUUUCUAUGCGGGUCGGUCGAGAGUGAUGCGCACCGACUCGUCGGGCGUCUCGACGAGCUGUGUCAUGGAUCUGACGAGGUCCCAAUUCGACUCACUGCACUCUGCAACGUUCGACAUUACGUCGAUGACGGCCUCGGAGAACAUUCUUAUUGCAGGUGGCUUCCAUGGGGAAUACGCACUGGUCGACCUGCAGUCGGAAUACGGCAGCAAGCCUACGCAGGGCUUCAUCACGCACGAGCCAAACGGCAUCACCAACCACGUGCACACGUUUGCGAACCGUAACACGGGCGGCAACAUGGCCGUCUUCUCGUCGAACGACAAGCGCCUCCGCGUUUUGGACUGCACCACGAACCGCUUCGUCCACGACUUCGGAUACGAAGAUGCCAUCAACUGCUCUGCCACUUCGCCCAACGGCCGCAUGCGCAUGGUGGUCGGCGACUUUUCAGAAACGCUGAUUACAGAUGCCGAAACCGGGCGUCCGUUCGAGCGCCUGGCCGGGCACGACGAACACACGUUUGCGUGCGCCUGGGCUGACGAUGGCAUCCACCUCGCCACGGGCGCUCAGGAUUCCAAGGUUGUCGUGUACGACGCGCGUUGGUGGGGGCGGCCACUUUCAGUCAUCGCAUCAACCAUGGCCUGCCCGCGCAGCCUGCAUUUCAGCCCUGUCGGCGGUGGGCGGCGUGUGCUGCUGUCAGCCGAAGCAGACGACGUGGUCAGCGUGAUCGACGGGCAGACGUUCGAUCGCGCCCAGACGCUCGAUUUCUUCGGGUCCGUCAGUGGGGUUAGCUUCGUCCCCGACGGGUCCAGUUUCUUCGUGGCCAACAGCGACGGCAAGUUCGGCGGGAUCAUGGAGUUCGAGCGGGCCAGCUGGGGCGAGAGGGCGGGCGUCCAAGCCGAGCCCGGGACGGAGCGCCGCGAGAGAGGUGGGUCGAAUCUCAGCGGCAGGCGCGUGAGCCGCGCAGUUGACCACAGGCAGACCGAGUGGGCGAACGACGUCGACGUCGACGCCGAUGCGAGGACGAAACUGGGCUCCGUGGCGCGGAGGAGAAGAGGCCUCGGCCUGGGUGAGCUUGUCGUGUAG
This is a messenger RNA of Diplodia corticola, 2043 nucleotides long. Its product is annotated as wd repeat protein. The record is from RefSeq and is a predicted model, not a curated record. Bases 1 to 2043 code for a protein of 680 amino acids. Gene Ontology annotation, molecular function: protein binding. The transcript has a single exon. Lineage: Eukaryota; Fungi; Ascomycota; Dothideomycetes; Botryosphaeriales; Botryosphaeriaceae.